Molecule: messenger RNA, 625 nt
Organism: Penaeus monodon (black tiger shrimp)
Lineage: Eukaryota; Metazoa; Arthropoda; Malacostraca; Decapoda; Penaeidae
Product: sialin-like
Biological process (GO): transmembrane transport; monoatomic anion transport
Molecular function (GO): transmembrane transporter activity
Source: RefSeq, a predicted model, not a curated record
AUGGCACUUGAACAUUCCAAACGAUUUCAACUCUCAAUUUCCACCAACAGUUUUUUUAAGAACUUCCCCUCUUAUUUAAAAACGCUGCGUUCCUCACAUCUUCAUCUCACGGCUGCUCGCCCGCAGGACGGAGGCGAGUUCGGCGAGUGGGACGCGGCCACGCAGGGCCUCGUGUUGGGCAGCUUCUUCCUGGGCUACGCGGCCUCCAGCCUGGCGGGGGGCAGGGGGUCCGAGCACCUGGGGGGGAGGAGGUUGUUCGGGGCAGGCAUCGUUGCGUCGUCGCUCUUGGCCCUCCUGUCGCCCGCCUGCGCCCGGGCGAGUCCCAAGCUCUUCGCUGUCGUCAGGAUGUUGCAAGGGGCGGCCCAGGAUGUAAUUUUUCCUGACAUCAACGUGAUGUUGCCCAAUUGGAUCCUGUCCGCUGAGAGAGCCAAGAUGAUUGCAAUUUGUUAGAAAUGUGUUUCUUCAAUUUCGCAGCUGGGCACUGUCGUGGGCACGAUGGCCUGCGGGUGGCUGUGCUCCUCCAGCGUGUUGUCAAUGUCAGGAGACUCCAUGGUCGCUUUGAUCAUUUAUAAUGGUGACUGGAAACAUUUUGAAUUAUUGGAAAUAUGGUAGUUUUUCUGUAUGG